AACAACUCUCUUAAUCUUAAUUAAUUAGUAAUCCAUCCAUUCCAAGCAGUGAAAGCAAUGGAGAAGAGUGAGGCCGCUACCAUCGAAAUGGGCAACACGAGCCGGGAAAGCAAAGGGAAAGCGCCUCUCCUUGCAGCUGCCGUCCACCACAACAAGGCGGCAGGUGGAUACAAGAGGGGUGCUGCUGUGUUCGACCUCAUCCUCCGGGUCUGCGCAGUGGCGGCAGCUAUGGCGGCCACCAUCACCAUGGCGACCACCGAGGAGACGCUUCCCUUCUUCACACAGUUCUUCCAGUUCCGAGCCAGCUACGACGAUCUCCCUACUUUCACAUUCUUCGUUAUAGGCAUGGCAGUGGUGACGGGCUACCUCAUUCUUUCCGUGCCUUUCUCCAUCGUGUGCAUUGCUCGCCCCGCUGUUAUCGGGGCGCGUCUCCUACUCAUUAUCUGCGACACAUUGGCAGUUACGCUGGCUACGUCAGCAGGGGGUGCGUCGGCCGCGAUAGUGUACCUGGCCCACAACGGCAACUCGGACGCCAAUUGGCUCGCUAUUUGCCAGCAGUUCAAUGACUUCUGCCAGAGGGUGAGCGGCGCCGUCGUCGCCUCCUUCAUCACGGUGGUGCUGAUCAUUUUCCUCGUCGUCAUCUCCGCCGUCGCUCUCAGGAAGCAUUAAUCAUAUGAUAUCUCACCAACAUUUCGGAUUUGCUUGUUACAUGUAUAUGGAGCUUUCUCUUGUUAAUUUCCUUUUAUUUUUAUUUUGUUUCUCACCUAGUUAAUUUGGUGUCUCAUUGUUCUUACGCAAAUAUUGUAAUUGUGACUCAAUCAAAUUAUACCACAUUUGUUUGCAUAAUAUUCA
Molecule: messenger RNA, 852 nt
Organism: Salvia hispanica
Lineage: Eukaryota; Viridiplantae; Streptophyta; Magnoliopsida; Lamiales; Lamiaceae
Product: casparian strip membrane protein 1-like
Source: RefSeq, a predicted model, not a curated record